AUCUAAGCAUGCCUGAGUUGAGUUAUGAGGCAUGCCAAGCCACUUGGGCUGCUGGAGUGGUCGAGCUAAAUCGAAGUGACUACUGGCCUGCGACCCUUAACUUUGCCACAAUUUAUGCCACAGAUGUCUUUUUUUCAUUUGAAGAAAUGAAGAUGGCAGCACCAGGACUGUCCUGCCAAGCUUUUUCAAGAAUGCUGGAUCAGCGAACUGUCCGCUUUGGUCGUACUGGCAAGAUCUCCACAGACAGUUUUCAGAAAAGCUUUUUUGAGUGGGAGGCUGUCCAUUUUGAGGUGGAUAAAAUCUGCAAGGAAGAGCCUUUCAUCUGUCCUGCAUGCACCCCAUAUAUUCUGGCAGUUUCAGUAGAUGGAAACCGCAAGCUUUACCGUUUCAAGAAUGCAGCUAGAUCUGAAGAACAGGCCAUCUUUGAAGACGUCUUUAUAGCUAAGGAUGAAGAUGUGACAAGAUUUGUGGACUACAUUCACAAGGCAUCCAAACAUGUCAGUGGAAGAGGUGUUUGUGGAGGGGAGUGGUCAGCAGCCAGAGAGAUCUCCCAAAGAUCUGCAAGCAAGGUAGAUGAGGAGGGACUGGAGCUUGCGGUGUGUCGGCAUGGAGUGCUACUCUGUGCGUUAAAUAUGUACAGGGGGGAAAUUUUUGCUUAUCCCCUGUACCUGCAAAAACGGCUGGCUAGUAGGCAAAUCACUUUUUUUUUUGUAUGGAUGUGACCUGCAAAUAUUGGCCUUAGCUCCAAAGAAUUGCAAAAAGCUGCCCAGAGCUCCAGCACCUUCU
Messenger RNA from Silurus meridionalis, 786 nucleotides. RefSeq lists its product as uncharacterized. Bases 9 to 722 code for a protein of 237 amino acids. The record is from RefSeq and is a predicted model, not a curated record. NCBI's taxonomy places the organism in Eukaryota, Metazoa, Chordata, Actinopteri, Siluriformes, Siluridae. The transcript has 4 exons.